Limulus polyphemus (Atlantic horseshoe crab) is the source of this 2860-nucleotide messenger RNA. Its product is annotated as PDZ and LIM domain protein 7-like. The transcript has 6 exons. NCBI's taxonomy places the organism in Eukaryota, Metazoa, Arthropoda, Merostomata, Xiphosura, Limulidae. The record is from RefSeq and is a predicted model, not a curated record. Gene Ontology annotation, cellular component: stress fiber; Z disc; filamentous actin. Gene Ontology annotation, molecular function: muscle alpha-actinin binding; actin binding. Gene Ontology annotation, biological process: actin cytoskeleton organization; muscle structure development. Bases 143 to 1252 code for a protein of 369 amino acids.
UGCAGGUUUCUGGGAUUCCACUGAGAGAAGACUGAGAAGAUGCUGCUUGUUGAAUACUUAUAAAACAGUUAUUCUCACGAGUUUGGAAAAUUUUAACCUGUCUUUAAUUCCACUGCAUCUUGGUAAUAUUUAACGUGACAAAAUGAGCCAAAACAUAUUGACUAUAGCUCUAACUCGAGAUGGCCCGUUCAUGCCUUGGGGCUUUCGCCUUCAAGGAGGAAGUGAUCUAGGUCAUCCUUUAACUAUUCAAAGGGUUUUUCUUGGGAGUCCCUCGGAGGGUGAGCUUUACCGGGGUGACAUUAUUAUGAGGAUUAUGGAUCAAGACGCCAGUAGGCUAACACAUCAAGAAGCUCAUGACGUCAUUGUGAGUUCUGGCAACACUCUGAAAUUUGUUGUUCAAAGAGUUCCAGGAGCAGCAGCAUCAUUCGGCUCAACUCCCACCACCCCUAGCCCCGUAGGCACAGGCCAUCCAUUAGCAAGCUCUGCGCGCACCUCCAUCAAGUCAACAUCCGCUGAAAUUUAUCGAGAUUACAUCCCAACAACAACGAGUACUUUGCCGACAGUCAAAAUGGGUUCCGAUUAUCAUCCGAAGUAUCCCGAACCGAAGAGCUUAGCUGAUUACGAACGAGAAGAUUAUUUUUACGAGCAACAGAGAGAACAACAAGUAAUACACCAUCAGCCUUACAGGACAGUCCAGUUGGUGUUUCCGAAAGCAAAACCAAGGCAUGAUAUCCCUAUGGGCUCAUACUUACGACACGUGCAUGACCCGACUUGGGAUAAAACUUACUCGCCAUCUAGUCGUAUACACGAUUCUACAAUGGUAGCUAAGGUACACGAAUCUGUAAAGGGAAUGAGAUUUUCCUCGACUUCCACAAGUUCUGAUAGAACACCAACACCUGAUUCGGGAAUUUCCGGUUCAAAUUCGGGACCGAGGGUUGUACACCGUCAGUACAACAUUCCCCUCAAAUUGUACUCUAAACAAACUGUGAGCAAUACCAUGCAAGGACAAACUGGAAUUCACCCUGGUCAGCCCAACCCUAAGAUGGCUACUGGACCCGGUAUCAAAAACCAGGUGGCUGCAGAUAUCGUUAUUUCUCCUACAUACAAGCCACCCCAACCUCAUCUGAACACUCUUCCUGAAACUAAGAGACACGGGAUUAAUGCUUUUGGUAAGCCCAAGGAUAAAAUUAUUCAGUCUAAUACUUUCAAUACCCUGAUGUCAGCUCUCGUCGUUGGCCAGAGUGAUUAUUGAAUCACUACAUAACAUCUUAUAGAAACAAGCUAACUCAUUUCAUGCUGUUUGAAACUUUGGUUUGAAGUUUUAAACCAAGUGUUAACUUUUAAUUGCAGUUCUCGUCUUACUCUUCUUAAUCCUAAAUUUAAGCUAUAAAUUUAACUAGCAGUCCUAAGUGCUUUUUUCAUCUUACUGUAUUUGCGCUAAAACUACAGUCCAAAGUCUACUUAUUUCGUGGCUAUAUGCUGUUUAAGUCCUAAAUUCAUCAUAUAUAUGAUGUCACUAUUGCUAUCAUCGUAAAGUUCUAUGUUCAUCAUUACCAAAUUCUUUGUGUCUUAAUUAUUAUUUUUUACGUGUCUUGACUAACUAAAACUUCCGAAUUUAUCACACUUAAAAUUAUAGUGUCAUGCUAUGGUUUUGUCCUCCCAGUCAUUCUUAAAAUUAACCGUCUUAAUAAAAAAGUUUUUAUAUAUGCAUAAUGAAGAAUACAAACAAGUGGAAUUAAAAUAACAUCUUACCUAUUUCAACUCUACAAAUUUGGGAAGUAAGUCAAUCAUCUUGAUGUAUGAUUAGUCAUUUAUACUGAGUGGCUUAGAUAGCUGCUCUCGUUUUAAGCCAAUGAUAAGGUUCAACAAAACAGAUGCUAUGCAGUAAAGCAGACAAAAACUGUAGUGUUGAUGGUGCAUUUAGACAUCUACAAUGAUCUUUUAAACUGUCAGCCAUGGUUGUAUGGAAGACGCGUGCGAAAUAUCUAGGACUCUGAGAAACUGUUCUACACUACCUGUAAGUGUACGUUUUUGAUAUAUCCUGUUUCAUUUGAAACUGCGCCAUUUCAAAAAGAAAUCACGAAGUUUGGAGAAACUGAUUUGGAUAAAAGAUGUGAUACACCAAUCCGUGGAGCUGGUCGACAAAUACAAGAAGUAUUAAUGAAAGAUGUGAUACACCAACUCGAGGAGCAGGUCCACAAGUACAAGAAAUAUUAAUGAAAGAUGUGAUACACCAACCCAUGGAGCUGGUCGACAAAUACAAGAAAUAUUAAUGAAAGAUGUGGUACACCAACCCGUGAAGCUGGUCGACGAAUGCAAGAAAUAGUAAUGUAAGAUGUGAUACACCAACCCAUGGAGCUGGUUUACAAAUACAACAGAUAUUAAUAAAAGAUGCGAUACACCAACCCGUGGAGCUGGUCUACAAAUACAAGAAAUAUUAAUGAAAGAUGCGAUGCACCAACCCAUGGAGCUGGUCUACAAAUACAAGAGAUAUUAAUAAAAGAUGCGAUACACCAACCCGUGGAGCUGGUCUACAAACACUAGAAAUAUUAAGGAAAGAUGUUGUUACAUCAACCCGUGGAGCUGGUCUACAAACACAAGAAAUAUUAACGAAAGAUAUUGUUACAUCAACCCGUGGAGCUGCUGGUCUGCAAAUAGAAGAAAUAAAAAUGUACAUACUAAGCACCAGAUAGUGCUAUGCGCUGAAUUAUUAUUAUCCAGCUUUUAACUGUGCCAAAAACUGAUUCACAGUGCAAAUGUUUGUAGUGUAAGCAGCUAUUUAAAUGAACUGAAUAAUGUCAGUCUUUCUUUAAAUGAUGUAAUUGUGUCAUUUGUUUUAAGACUCAAUAAAUCUGGCAGU